AUGUUUCAGUUGGCCCAAUCUUCCACCAACUUUACCGACCAAUCAGCUCUCAUUGCCAUCAAUUCUAAAAUAACUUCCAGUCCAAACCAAACUAUCUUGGCUGCUAACUGGUCCACAACUACAAACUUUUGCAGUUGGAUUGGAAUCUCAUGUAGCCGACGCAGGCAACGAGUCACUGCUUUGAACCUUCUCCACAUGGGGCUCCGGGGCACCAUUUCUCCUCAUAUCGGUAACCUCUCUUUCUUGACUUAUCUUAAUCUAUGCAACAAUAGCUUCUUUGGCUCUCUGCCCCAUGAGCUCAGUCGCCUACAUCGUUUGAGGAGACUCCUACUGUCAUACAACCUAUUGGAGGGUAGUAUCCCUCCAACUUUGCAUAAUUGUCGGCAUCUUCGAGUUAUGCGUCUAGAGGGUAACAAUCUUACGGGUACAAUUCCAUCGUCCCUCGGCAAUAUUUCAUCAUUAGAGUACUUGAAUUUGGAAGAGAACAUUCUCACUGGUCCAUUUCCUUUUGUCAUCUUUAGCAUAUCCUCUUUAACCAUGAUUGCUCUUACUUAUAAUCAAAUCUCAGGAACUAUUCCAAUGGAUCUUUGCAGCCAUUGUCCUAAUCUUCAAGGGCUUUAUCUUUCCUUCAACGAGUUCAACGGUCGGCUCCCUUCGCACAUGAAUUAUUGUAGAGAGCUUGUUGUCUUAUCCCUAUCAUACAAUAAAUUUGAGGGGAGUAUUCCAGAUGGUUUUGGGAGUUUGGAGAAGCUUGAAUCGCUAGCUCUUGGAGCUAACAACUUAAUCGGUCAUAUACCUCCUACCAUAAGUAACUUGUCGAGGCUACAUCUGUUCGACAUUACAUUUAACAAUAUUAGAGGAAGCAUUCCCAGUGAUUUAUCGCGUCUUCUAAACGUGGAAGAUUUGCAAUUUGGAUUCAAUAAUCUCACAGAGGCAAUCCCUCAAAACAUCUUCAACAUGUCUUCUCUAAAAGAUUUCGGCUUACAGUUUAAUUCCCUAUCUGGCAAUCUUCCAUCAGAUGCUGGGUUUUCCUGCCUUAAUCUUGAAACUUUGCUAUUUGGCAAAAACAAAUUUAGUGGCCCCAUUCCAUCGUAUCUUUCAAAUUGUUCCAAGCUGACCCAAGUAGAUUUUGCUUCAAACAUACUCUCUGGACCAAUACCAAAAAGUCUUGGACACUUAAAAUACCUCCAACGACUUUAUCUGAGUGGCAAUCAGCUAACAGGAGAGCCUAAAAAUCUAGAGUUUAAUUUCCUUUCAUCCUUAUCAAAUUGCAGAUUUUUGGAACAACUGGAGAUAUCCGACAAUCCCUUGGAUAUUACUCUUCCGGAUUCUAUUGGCAACUUUUCAACGACCCUUAACUACAUUGGUCUAUCCCAAAACAAAAUAAAGGGUCAUAUUCCUAUGAGUAUAGGUUCCUUAAAAAGCUUGACCUUUCUUGAUCUGGGCACUAACAAUUUGAUUGGAAACAUACCAUCCACAAUUGGGGAAUUAGAGGGGUUACAAAGAUUAUAUUUUGGUGAUAAUAAAAUUGAAGGAUUCAUUCCAAAAAACAUAUGUCUACUGAAGAAUUUAGGCGAGUUAAAUCUCUCAUAUAACAAAAUCUCUGGAUCCAUCCCAAAUUGCAUUUCAAACCUCAGUCUUCUGCAAAAGCUAUACCUGAGUUCUAAUAGGCUGGAAUCACCAAUACCAUUAAAUAUAUGGAGCCUUGAGAAUCUAUUGUUUUUAGACCUAUCAUCGAAUUUUCUUGGUGGAUAUUUGUCACCAAACAUGAAAAAAUUGGAUGCGAUUGAACGAAUGGAUUUAUCUCGGAACCAAAUUACUGGAAAUAUUCCGAAAAUCAUUGGAGCUUUUGAAAGCCUAAGUUAUCUUGAUUUGUCAAGGAACUCAUUUCAAGGAGACAGUCCACAAUCGUUUGGAGGCUUGAAAGGAUUAGAUGUAUUAAAUCUCUCAUAUAAUAAUAUCUCUGGUGUAAUUCCUAAAUCCCUUGAAACACUUUCAUAUCUCAAGUAUUUGAAUGUGUCUUUCAACAAGCUAUCAGGAGAAAUACUAUCUAGUGGGCCUUUUGCAAACUUCACAGCUAAAUCGUUUUUAGGAAACAAAGCGCUUUGUGGGAAUCCAAUUUUUGAAGUCCCACCAUGUCCAAAACCAAGCUCAAAAGGAUUAGAGGUGAAACAAAGUCUGCUCAAAUAUUUUCUUCCUGCCAUUGCUUCAGUUGUAAUAUGUCUAACAUUGGUCUAUAUGUUGAGAAGACAUCGAGAAGGUAAAUUACAGGUUCCAAGUUUAUUUAAUACACUACCUGUAUUGAAGCAUAGAAUGAUAUCAUAUCAAGAGCUUUGCCAAGGGACAAACAAUUUUUGUGAAAGCAACUUGCUUGGAGCUGGAGGUUUUGGUUCUGUGUACAAAGGGGUGCUGCUUGACGGGACAAUAGUUGCUAUUAAAGUUCUAAAUUUGCAAUUUGUUGGUGCUUUCAAAAGUUUUGAUGCAGAAUGCAAGGUUUUGCGAACAAUCCGACAUAGGAAUCUUCUUAAAGUAAUAAGUACAAGCUCCAACCCCGAGUUCAGAGCUUUAGUACUGCAAUACAUGUUGAACGGCAACCUUGAAAGGUGGUUAUACUCUUAUAAUUACUGCUUAAAUCUUCUUCAAAGAGUAAACAUUAUGGUUGAUGUUGCAUCGGCAUUGGACUAUCUCCACCACGGCUUAUCAGAAUCUGUGGUGCACUGUGAUUUGAAGCCUACUAAUAUCCUUUUAGAUGAGGACAUGGUUGCACACUUGGGUGACUUUGGCAUUGCAAAGAUUUUAGUUGAAAACAAGGAUGCUACACAAACCAAAACUCUUGGUACACUUGGUUACAUCGCACCAGAUGUUUUGCACAAUUGCGAGCAUCGGAUAGAAUAUGGUUUUGAAGGAAAAGUGUCCAUCAAAGGCGACGUUUAUAGCUACAGUAUAAUAUUGUUGGAGAUGAUCACAAGGAAGAAACCUACUGACGACAUGUUUGUAGGAGAAUUGACCUUGAGGCAAUGGAUAAAUGCAUCAUUUCCUGAUAGAAUGAUUGAAGUUGUGGAUGACGGUUUAUUGAGAACAGAAAAUGGAAGAGAUGUAACUGUCAUGCAAAGUGUUCUUUCAUCCAUCAUGGAACUAGGCUUAAAGUGUUCUAAAGAGUUACCAAAUGAAAGAAUCGAUAUCAAAGAUGUGCUUGUGAAGCUUAAAAAAAUCAAAGUAACACUUUUUGAGAGCAGAAACAGGGAUGUCUGA
This is a messenger RNA of Alnus glutinosa, 3252 nucleotides long. Its product is annotated as LRR receptor-like serine/threonine-protein kinase EFR. Gene Ontology annotation, biological process: protein phosphorylation. Gene Ontology annotation, molecular function: protein kinase activity; ATP binding; receptor serine/threonine kinase binding. NCBI's taxonomy places the organism in Eukaryota, Viridiplantae, Streptophyta, Magnoliopsida, Fagales, Betulaceae. The record is from RefSeq and is a predicted model, not a curated record. The coding region runs from base 1 to 3252 and encodes 1083 amino acids. The transcript is spliced from 2 exons.